Messenger RNA from Anguilla rostrata (American eel), 1602 nucleotides. Its product is annotated as acidic mammalian chitinase-like. Gene Ontology annotation, biological process: carbohydrate metabolic process. Lineage: Eukaryota; Metazoa; Chordata; Actinopteri; Anguilliformes; Anguillidae. Gene Ontology annotation, cellular component: extracellular region. The transcript has 11 exons. The record is from RefSeq and is a predicted model, not a curated record. Gene Ontology annotation, molecular function: hydrolase activity, hydrolyzing O-glycosyl compounds; chitin binding. Bases 102 to 1553 code for a protein of 483 amino acids.
UAUUAUUAUUAAUAUUAUUAUUAUUAUUUUCAGAGGGAUCGUUACGUUACCCCUGACUCCCUGUAUCCCAGAAAACAAGGCCGAGGUCCUCCACAGAUACCAUGGCUAGGCUUGCAUUGAUCACAGGCUUGGGCCUGGUGAUGUGUCUCAGUGCUGUGUCCUCCACCAAGAUGGCGUGCUACUUCACCAACUGGUCCCAGUACAGGCCCGGGACGGGACGAUACCUGCCGGCCAACGUGGACCCGCACCUGUGCACCCACCUGAUCUACGCCUUCUCCAUCAUCAACUACGCCAACGAGCUGGUCACCUACGAGUGGAACGACGAGGCCCUCUACAAGUCCUUCAACGGCCUGAAAGAGCGAAACCCCAGACUGCAGACACUCCUGGCUGUUGGAGGAUGGAACUUUGGAACAAGCCAGUUCACCAUCAUGGUGUCCUCAGCAGCCAACAGGCAGACGUUCAUCCAGUCCUCCAUCAAGUUCCUGCGGACGCACGGCUUCGACGGGCUGGACCUGGACUGGGAGUACCCCGGAGCUCGAGGGAGCCCCCCAGAGGACAAGCAGAGGUUCACAGUGCUGUGCAAGGAGCUGACGGAGGCGUUUCAGGUGGAGGGGCGCGAGUCAGGCCGUCCCAGGCUGCUGCUCUCGGCAGCGGUGGCCGCCGGCAAGGGGAACAUCGACGGCGGCUACGAAAUCGCCGAAGUCUCUCAACACCUGGACUUCAUCAACGUGAUGACCUACGACUUCCACGGCGCCUGGGACAGCUUCACCGGACACAACAGCCCCCUGUACGGGAGCGCCACGGACGAGGGCGAGCACAUGUACUUCAACACAGACUUUGCCAUGCGGUACUGGCGGGACCAGGGCACGCCAGCGGAGAAGCUGCUGAUGGGCUUCGCCACGUACGGCCGCACCUUCCGCCUGACGUCCGCCGAUCACGUGGUGGGGGCCCCGGCCAGCGGCGCGGCCCCCGCCGGGCCCUACACCCGGGAGGCCGGCUUCUGGUCCUACUACGAGAUCUGUAAUUUCCUCCGUGGAGCUACAGUGCAGUGGCUGACGGAUCAGAAGGUUCCCUACGCCACGAAAGGCAACGAAUGGGUGGGCUUCGACAGCAAAGAGAGCUACGAGAUUAAGGUUCGUUACCUGAAGGACAAUAAGUUUGGCGGGGCCUUCGUUUGGGCACUGGACCUGGACGACUUCUCUGGACAGUACUGCGGUGGAGAACAUUACCCUCUGAUGAACUACCUGCGUACCCUGCUCAGUAUAGAAUUGCCCCCCCUGCCCCCUACGAUCAAGCCAACUGGGGAGGCCGCGACAACCACCACCACCGCCGCCGCCCCCACCACCACCACCACUGCCCCCACCACCACCACCACGACCAGCCCUCCCAACAUGCCCGGAGAAGGGUUCUGUGCCAACCAGCACGACGGCCUGUACGCCGCCGAGCACGACCCCAACGCCUUCUACCAGUGCUUCAACGGCCACACCUACGUGCAGAAGUGCAACACCAACCUCGUCUUCAAAGACAGCUGCAAGUGCUGUGACUGGAAAUAACUACCCCCCCCGACAGCCUCCCACCGCAAAAACACAAAAACAAAAACAA